AUGGCUAAACGCCCUAACUUCCUCGUCAUUGUCGCCGAUGACCUUGGUUUCUCCGACGUGGGCUGCUUUGGCGGCGAGAUCCGCACUCCGAAUAUUGACCAAAUCGCAAAGGAAGGACUGCGGUUUACAGACUUUCAUGCUGCGGCGGCAUGCUCCCCCACACGUGCCAUGAUCAUGACUGGCACUGAUCACCACAUCGCCGGUCUAGGUAACUUGAUCGAAUGGACCAACAUCUCCGGCCAAAAUGGUCCUAAGGGGUCUGCGAUGAGCACGGCGCCCCAGCGUGGUAUGCCCGGGUACGAGGGAUAUCUCAACGAGCGAGUCGUAGCUCUCCCCGAACUCCUACGAGACGCUGGCUACCACACCGUGAUGUCGGGUAAAUGGCACUUGGGCCUGACCCCCGAGCGAUCCCCCCACAAGCGCGGCUUUGUUCGUUCAUUCGCCCACCUACCUGCUUGCUCCAAUCACUAUGCCUACGAACCCGAACUCCGCGAUCAGGAUCAGAUCCCCACAUUCAUCGAGGCGAGUUAUAUCGCCCUCCAUAUGGAGGAUGGCGAGUACGUACGCAAGCUUCCUGAGGGAUGGUACUCGUCCGAUGGGUAUGGAGAUAAAAUGAUUGAUUACCUUCGUGAGUGGAAGGAGAGUGGUAGUAGUGCCGGCCCUGAGGGUAAUGGAGACCGUCCUUUCUUUGGAUAUCUUCCCUUCACUGCGCCUCAUUGGCCUUUGCAAGCUCCGCGGGAGUAUAUCGAUCACUACCGUGGUGUAUACGAUGAGGGACCCGAUGUUUUGCGCGAGAAACGUUUGCAACGACUCAAGGAGCUCGGUAUGAUUCGCGAUGAUGUGGUGCCGCAUCCCGUUGAUGCAGAGGAAGUCAAGGCUUGGGAUGAGUAUACUCCCGAUGAGAAGAAGAAGUCUUCAACGGCUAUGGAGGUAUUUGCCGGUAUGGUUGAAUGCAUUGAUUACAACGUCGGCAAGGUAGUCGACUAUCUGCGAGAGAUUGGGGAGUUGGACAACACUUUCGUGUGCUUCAUGUCCGACAAUGGUGCCGAGGGUGCCGCUUACGAGGCCUAUCCCAUGGUCAAGAACGGCGUGAUGCCUCACCUGCAAAAGUACUAUGACAACAGUCUUGAGAAUCUGGGCAACGGAAACUCAUUCAUCUGGUACGGUCCCCGUUGGGCCCAGGCUGCUACCGCCCCGUCUCGUCUCUACAAGGCCUACACCACCGAGGGCGGCGUUCGAGUCCCUUUCACCUGCCGCUUCCCCAAGAACAUUUCUCUCAACCCCAGCGACACUACCGGUGCCGCAGGCGGUAUUACUGAUCAAUUCGCCACCGUCAUGGACCUGGCCCCCUCCAUCCUAGAUAUGGCAGGCAUCAAACACCCAGCACCAACCUACCAGGGUCGCGAAGUCGUCUCCAUGCGUGGCCGCAGUUUCUACCCCUGGGCCACGGGCGAUGCCGAACGCAUCCAUCCAAAGGAUUUCAUCCAAGGCUGGGAAACAUGCGGUCGAGCCGCACUCCGUUGCGCAGAUUGGAAAAUCGUCUUCAUCCCCAAGCCCAAGGGUCCCGAGCGCUGGCAACUUUAUAACCUUGAGAAAGAUCCCGGUGAGGUAAACGACCUAUCAGAGCAAGAACCCGAGAAGCUUCAAAAGCUCCUCAAGCUCUGGGAUCAAUAUGUCCUCGAGACUGGUGUUGUUCCGCUGUGCCCUGACCUGGGUGAGUUCUUGGAGGCGACGGAGGCACAGAUGCCGGAGAAUGCGUGGAUGGAGUUUGAUUAUUGGAAGGAGGGUGCGAGGGAUGAACCGGAGAAGUUUACUCGACAGCCACCUCGAUUCCAGCGGGUGGUGAAACCUUUCUAG
This is a messenger RNA of Penicillium cataractarum, 1857 nucleotides long. Its product is annotated as arylsulfatase. The transcript has 2 exons. The record is from RefSeq and is a predicted model, not a curated record. Lineage: Eukaryota; Fungi; Ascomycota; Eurotiomycetes; Eurotiales; Aspergillaceae. Bases 1 to 1857 code for a protein of 618 amino acids. Gene Ontology annotation, molecular function: arylsulfatase activity.